AUGACGUCGUCGGCCGUGCCACAGUCCACCACCAAGAUAAGUAUCGACGAUCCUAUCUCCACAUUUAAGUUUUUGGUAAAGCAUUUACAUAUUUUCACUCCUCUUUAUUUGAUCGAUUUGAAUAUGGUGGGUGUAGUGUCGCUUAGUUUGUUUGAUCGAAAUCUUGAUAUUGGUGAUGAGGCAAUUUUAUCUGCAUUAUGGGAGAGAUAUCAAAGUGUCUCUGAAAAGGCAGAAAUACAAAAGGCUUUUCAUAUAUUUCUUAAACAAUUUUUUGUGCUAACAAAUAUGGUGUCAUUAUCAUUGUUGUUGUUGUUGGAUACGGAUAUGUUUGGUGGAAGGCUACCAAGAGACAUUUAUCUACAAGGAUUGACCAUGUUGAUAGUAGUCUUUAACAAGACGGAUUUGCAAUAUUUGGAAGGGAUUUCGGAAGAUGAUAAGAAGUUAGUUGAAGAGAUGAAGUCAGAAGCAAUGAAGACUUUGGUUGUAGAUGGUCAAUAG
This is a messenger RNA of Lactuca virosa, 498 nucleotides long. The record is from the annotation of a GenBank genome assembly. NCBI's taxonomy places the organism in Eukaryota, Viridiplantae, Streptophyta, Magnoliopsida, Asterales, Asteraceae.